GUUUUUGCAUGAACGCACGCAUCUCAUGUCAACGAAACUGAACGUUUGUCACCGUAAAUUAGGUUAGAAAAAUUAAAAACAUAGUAUUCUGACUUUUGAGAAACUACGGUCAAUAAUGUUAUAAUUACUUAAUUUUGUAGCUAAUAUUGCAUUAAGUGAAUUGCUUAACACUGUAGCAAGUUAACCAAAAUUUUAGAUCAAGAGGAGCGAUGGACCCCGAAAUGCUGGCCAGACUGAUACCGCAGGGCAAGGAGACAGUGCGACCGGCCUGCAAGAAGUGCGGCUACUCGGGUCACCUCACCUACCAGUGCCGCAACUUCAUCAAGGUCGACCCCAACAAGGACAUAGUGCUGGAUGUCAGCAGCACCAGCAGUGACACCGAGGAAGAGUACACCACCCCGCUCACCACGCUCAGGGACCAGGAGCUGCGAGCCAAACUCAAGGAAGCUAGGAAGAAAGCGAAGCUCAAGAAGAAAAAAGCCAAGAAAAAGAAGAGGUUGAAGGAGAAAAUCAAGAAGAAGCACAAGGAGCGACGACGGUCGACUUCGUCGUCUGGGUCGACAGCCGAAUCCGAGGACGACAGUUCGUCGGGUAGCAGUGACGAACGUGAGAAACGUCGCAAAAAGUCGUCGAAAAAACGGAAAAAGUCGAAGAAGAAACGGUCGAAACGUAGGAGUUCCGAUAGUGGAAGUGAUUCAGAUUGAUGUCGAAAUGCGCAAAAUGUUUAAGAAAAACGGUCGAAACGUAGGAGUUGAAUCUGUGCAAAGGCUAAAAAUAAACUAUCUACUGGUGAUAUUUUACAAAGUUUUUCUAUUUGUAUAUCAUCAAGCUAUCAAAAUGAAAAAGUUUUCUCAGGUAAACAUUUUUUUUCCGACCAUUACUUUUUGAUAUAUGAGCGCCUAAAGUUUAAAUUUUUGGGACAGGGCAUUUCAAAUUCGGUAAGAGAUAAAUCAAUGAGAUUCAGAGGAUAAAUGUAUUCAGAGGAUAGAGUUACUUAUGGUAGAUUGAAUAACUUUCUCAAAAUUUGAUAUUUUUAGAAAAUUUUUGUUCAACCAAUCAACAAGACCAUGAAGAAUUCAUCCUCUGAAUAUCAUGGAUUUAUCUCUUACCGAAUUUGAAAUGUCCCGUCCCAAAAAUUCAAACUUGAGGCGCUCAUAUCUUAAAAAGUAAUGAUCGGGAAAAAAUGUAUUCCUGAGAAAACUUUUUUAUUUUGAUAGCUUGAUGAUAUACAAAUCGAAAAACUUUGAAAAAUAUCACCAGUAGAAAGUUCAUUUUUAGCCUUUGCACAGCCUUAAGAUGUGAAAAUUAUUCAGAUUGAUAUCAGUGCACACUUUGUAAAGCAUUCCUGGCUUUACCAUGUUCAAAUGUGAAGCUUGGUGAAACCGGGCAUGAGGGUUUUAAUUUGACUGGUAUUGAGUGUAAGAAUCAAUAAUUUGAACGCUUUUCAAAGUGGAUGAAAAACUGUCAAAACGUAGGAGAUUCAGAUUGACGUUCAAUGACUGACGAACGUUCCAACAAGCAACACGCUUCCCAGAAUGUCCCCGAUUGGCUAAUUCUCACCAACAGCUGUUUCUCAGCCAAUCGGAGGAAAUUCUGGGUGGCUUGUUGGCUUUCUGGAACAAUCAAUCAUCAGUGACCAGUCCAAAGAUCAAAGAAUAGAAUUACCUUUUACUUGGAUUUUAUAAUUUUGACAAACCUGCGUAGCCCUAACUAAAGUAGACUAUUUGGACUGAACAGUUUGUGCGGAGAAAGUAAGAACCUACGAGAAAACUGUUUAGGAGAUAAGUUUAUAUAAAAUGUGGUACUGACUGAUAUUAGGAAAUACUCAAACUUUAACUUUAUAAAAAUACUCAAAGGACCAAUGAAAGUAUGGUCCUAAACUUGUUAGUCAAUAUUAUGAUAUUCAUCGAUCAACGUAACUUGUACAUUUUGUGAAUCAGCUAAUGUUAAGCUGCGUUUAUACCAAAGUUAAUAACAAAAUGUUAAUAACUUAAUCCUUAUAGAUUCUUUUAGAUUGAACAUAUUUUAUCAUUCACAUGAUGAACAUUUGUGUUUGUCAAGUUCCGUUUAAUAUAAUAGAAUCUAUAAAGAAUUAUGUUAUUAACAUCUUGUUUAUAACUUUGGUUUAAACCCAGCCUUUAGUGUGUGUGAGUGUGACAGUCCAGUAGAUUUUAAUCAAUGAACAAUUUUAUAUUUGACUGAUUCUCGAUUGAUAUUAUUCGAAAUAAACCUAUUUAUUUUUAGCUCAUACGUACAUUUGAUAAUAAAUAUCAACUUCAGGAA
Molecule: messenger RNA, 2283 nt
Organism: Nilaparvata lugens (brown planthopper)
Lineage: Eukaryota; Metazoa; Arthropoda; Insecta; Hemiptera; Delphacidae
Product: protein SREK1IP1-like
Exons: 2
Coding region: 210-704 (164 amino acids)
Molecular function (GO): nucleic acid binding; zinc ion binding
Source: RefSeq, a predicted model, not a curated record